This is a messenger RNA of Lichtheimia ornata, 948 nucleotides long. RefSeq lists its product as uncharacterized. Bases 1 to 948 code for a protein of 315 amino acids. The record is from RefSeq and is a predicted model, not a curated record. The transcript is spliced from 7 exons. NCBI's taxonomy places the organism in Eukaryota, Fungi, Mucoromycota, Mucoromycetes, Mucorales, Lichtheimiaceae. Gene Ontology annotation, molecular function: signaling receptor activity. Gene Ontology annotation, cellular component: membrane.
AUGACCACCGCCGAAGAAAUUGAGCUACGCGAGUCCAUGGACGACGAUCGUGCCAAUCUUCUUGGUGACAAGAAACAAGCUACCAGCAAAGGCAAGCGACUCUUGAGCUGGCGGGAACUACCCGAAUGGAUGAAAGACAAUGUCUAUAUCACUGGUGGAUACCGUAAGCCUUCCGGUAGUUACAUUCGAUCCAUGUACAGUCUUUUCUAUAUCCAUAAUGAGAGUGUCAAUAUAUGGAGCCAUCUACUCGGCUUUUUGUUAUUCGUUGGAUUGGCCCUUCAUUUCUUGUGGACACAGCCAUUUGCAGAUAGCUUGACAACAUACGACUACAUCUACUUUUUCAGCUUUAUUGCCGGUGCAAUGACAUGUCUUGGUUUCAGCAGCAGUUUCCACUGUUUUUCAAACCACUCGGAACCAGUCGCAGCAAAAUGGAAUCGAUGCGACUACGCUGGCAUAGUAACAUUGACGGUUGGAUCAUUCUACCCAUUAUUGUAUUACGGAUUCCAUUGCCAUCCUACUUUACAAGUGAUUUACUUGAUUAUGAUUACCAUCCUCGGCGUCAUGACGACUGCUGUUGCCUUGCUUAAGCAUUUCCGAACACCUGCUUACCGCUGGAUGCGCACUACGCUCUUUUUGGCUCUUGGAUUGUUUGGCAUUGUUCCCACAGUGCAUGGCAUUCUACUUUAUGGGUUGAGUACAUCGUUGGAUACCAUAUCCUUGGGUUACUUGGUUUUGAUGGCCAUUUCAUACGUGGGCGGUGCCCUGAUUUAUGCAUGCAGGAUCCCUGAAAAGUGGUACCCGGGCAAGUUUAAUAUCUGGGGUGCGUCGCAUCAAAUCUUCCAUAUAUGUGUACUCAUUGCUGUCGUCGCUCAUUAUAUCGGUGUUAUGCGAGCCAUGGCUUUCUGGCAUACAAAGCAAGAGAACCCUCUUUGUCUCAAUUACAUGUAA